This is a messenger RNA of Cygnus olor (mute swan), 2495 nucleotides long. RefSeq names its product lysophosphatidic acid receptor 6 (gene LPAR6). The record is from RefSeq and is a predicted model, not a curated record. Gene Ontology annotation, biological process: phospholipase C-activating G protein-coupled receptor signaling pathway; positive regulation of Rho protein signal transduction. Gene Ontology annotation, molecular function: lysophosphatidic acid receptor activity. Gene Ontology annotation, cellular component: membrane. Lineage: Eukaryota; Metazoa; Chordata; Aves; Anseriformes; Anatidae.
UACUCAGCGACUAAUGUGAAUAUUUUGUGCAUGUGUGAUAACCAGCCCGGCCCCACUAAUUUAUCAAAACCAACUGAAUAGUGCAGUAUUUAUUUUGGUAAAGUGUAUUAGUUCUGUGCUUAGGUACCAGAGAAAAAUGCUUUUCCCAUAAAAAAAGUUUGAAAUCUACUCUGUAAGAAGUGCUAUCUGUGCUUAUUUCUAAUAAGUUUGAGAUAUAUUUCCUAACACAGAUUAGGAGUUUCUCCUCCCACUGCAACACAUCUCAGUUGUGGGAAUGUCCCUGAGCAACCCCCAGGGCAUCACCCCAUGCCUCUCCCUCUGAGUAAAUCAUGAGGUGAAAUUAUUUAAUUACCUACUGGUGUUACUCUGUCCCUCGUGAGGAACAUACUGGUGUAUUGAGGGAAAUCUAGACAGGGCUACUCAGCUGAUUUUUGGUGGUUAACACGCAGUCUCUUACAAGGAAAGACACUCUUCCAAAAAUGUAAGCUUAGUUCAAUCCUACAUAAAACAGAAAACCCGUCUUUUACUACCACCUCUGACAAAGAACGAAACUAACUUUUAGGCAUGAGAGCUAUUCUGACGCAGAAAAGCCUCCCCAUAACCAAAGUAAGAUUUUGCAGCCAGACUUCCCAGCUUCCACACAGCACGCAGAGCACCCCUGGGCAGGCGCAGAAGGAGUUAGGGGCCCGGCAGCAGCGCUGAGAGACGCGGGGCGGGCGAGCAGCCCCAAGCAAAACCCUUCCCCAGCGAGCCUGGCCUCUCCUCCCUGUGAUGUGACGCUACAAAGGGGGCCAGCUCUCCCUGCCCUCCGCACCCGGAGGCUGGGCCAGGCGGGGCGAGGCGAAGGCCAGGCACUGAGGCAAGACAAGAGCCGCCCAAGCACCCAAGUGCCGCUGCCGUCCUGCUCUCGCUUCCCACCCGUGGCGCGGCGAGCCCUCAGCCAAGCUGAGAAGCUCCUUCCACAGAAAGAAGGCUGUGAAAAGGGAGACAUGGCAGCGCCUACGCUUCACCGAGCCUGGGAAAUCAUCCUCUGAAGCCUACAUUUUUGCUGGUUACUUCAGUUUAGAAGAAGGAGGCUGGGACGACACGAGCUGCAACAGAAUGAGGCAGAAAGUCCUUCAUCAGAUGGAGGCGGGGGAAGAAGGGAGCUAAAAGCAAGCCUGGGGACAGCCACCCCUGCUGCAAAUACGAGGUUUUAUGUUGAAAAGCUGGCUGAUUACAGUAGCUGUGGGAAGCAAAGAGCGAUGUCCUGGGGGUUACUGCAGGAGAUGCGCCCCGCCACUGUCACACCGCUUCGCUGAAGUUCUGAGGAGAAACCGAAGCUCAUCAGAGCACCCAGGACACACAUCUACAAUCUCUCGCUUGAAGUUUGAAAAGUUGAAAUAAAAAUACCAGAGAAGGCUUUGAACCACAGGAAGCCAGGCUUGUAUUUUAAAUAUACCAUUAUAAUGGUAAGCUCUAAUUGUUCCACUGAGGACUCCUUUAAAUAUACUUUAUACGGAUGUAUCUUUAGCAUGGUAUUUGUUCUUGGCCUCAUAGCAAACUGUGUUGCUAUCUACAUUUUCACUUUUAACGUAAAAGUGCGAAAUGAGACUACCACAUACAUGCUUAAUUUAGCAAUAUCUGAUCUGCUUUUUGUAUUUACAUUGCCCUUCAGGAUUUAUUACUUUACAGAAAGAAACUGGCCCUUUGGAGACAUUCUUUGCAAGAUUUCUGUCACACUGUUUUAUACAAACAUGUAUGGGAGCAUUUUGUUUUUGACCUGCAUAAGCGUAGAUCGCUUUCUAGCUAUAGUUUACCCAUUUCAAUCGAAGACCCUUCGAACCAAAAGAAAUGCAAAAAUUGUCUGUGCUGCAGUAUGGAUAACAGUGUUAGCAGGGAGCACACCGGCAAGCUUCUUUCAGUCUACAAACCUCCGGAAUAACACCGAACAAAGAACAUGCUUUGAAAACUUUCCAGAGGCUACCUGGAAAACUUACCUAUCCAGAAUUGUUAUCUUCAUUGAAAUAGUGGGAUUUUUCAUUCCACUCAUCGUGAACGUGACCUGUUCUACUAUGGUCCUACGAACACUGAACAAACCCCUUACGUUAAGUCGGAAUAAAUUAAGCAAGAAAAAGGUACUCAAAAUGAUUUUUGUCCACCUGGUGAUAUUCUGCUCCUGUUUUGUGCCUUAUAACAUUACCUUAAUACUUUACUCUCUCAUGAGAACGCAGACGUGGAUUAAUUGUUCGGUGGUAACCGCAGUCAGGACUAUGUACCCUGUCACCCUGUGCAUCGCCGUCUCAAACUGUUGUUUUGACCCAAUAGUGUAUUAUUUCACUUCAGACAAUUCAAAAUUCGAUAAAAAGUAACAGGCUCACUAGAACACGUGAUACCAGGUUCUCCGAGAUGCCAGUUUCAGAAAACUUUAUUCAACACAGCCUUCAGACCAUAAAAAUGAAAAUAUUUGACAGUGACUCUCCAAAAUAAACUGCAUUAGAAACUGCUGGGACUGA